UCAUUGAAUUCAAAUGAUGAUCAAAGCGGAAACGAUGAUGACUCCGAUGAUGAUAGUGAUGAUGGAGAUUCGGAAUCGGACUCAGAUGAAUCGGAAAACAAUAGGUUUGCCGAUUUGGCACGGAAAAAGGACACCAAAGGUGAAAUAAUGUCAACAACAAAACUACUUGAACAAGGUGUUACAAAGGAAACAUUUGAACGAUCUCAAGCGAAAAUAUUGGUCAAACCGAUUUGUUGUGCAUGUUUAGGUGAUCGAAGUGAUGAUACAAAUGAAAUUGUGGAAUGUGAUAAUUGUGGCAUAUCAGUUCAUGAAGGCUGCUAUGGCAUCAGUGAUUCGACCAGUGUGUCCAGCACGGUAUCAUCGUGCUCGACGGAACCAUGGUUUUGUGAAGCAUGCAAAGCCAAUAUAACUGAUCCGGCAUGUGAACUAUGCCCAAACAAAGGUGGCAUUUUUAAAGAGACUGACGUCGGCAAAUGGGUACAUCUUGUAUGUGCAUUAUAUGUACCUGGUGUUGCAUUUGGUGAAGUUGAUCAUUUGUCAUCGGUGACCCUGUUUGAAAUGCCAUAUAGUAAAUGGGGUGCAAAAACCUGUUCGCUUUGUGACGAUGCCCGAUAUUCUCGAUGUGGUGUUUGCAUUGGUUGUGACGCUGGCAUGUGUAAAACAUAUUUUCAUGUAACAUGCGCACAAGCAGCAGGUUUAUUGCAACCGUUUGAAGCACAUUCAGAAGACGCUGAUCCAUUUUAUGCUCAUUGCAAAAUUCAUUCGGAUAAAACAUUGAUCAAACAUCGAAAACGAAAUUAUGAUGUGCUUCGCUUAAAGAUGAGUUACCGCAGUGUAAAUUUUGAACAGCUCAAACAACAAAAUACUAGUCCUGAACAGAAACGCAUCGAACGAAAACUCAAGAAACACAGAAACAAAUAUAUUAGCAAUAAGUUAAUUAAGAAUGAACCAUGGGUACCAACCCAAAAAAUGCCACGGUUACUCACUACAAGCGCCUCAGCGUGCCGAAGGUUAUUAGCAAAAGCUGAACUAAUGGGAAUAGAUGUGGCGGCAUUAGAAUUUCAAGAAGCACAAAUUGCCUCUUUAAACGAUGUUCGAAAGAAGUGGCACAUUCCUCCUGCAUUUAGUGUUGAGUUCAUUGGAUAUUAUUUAGAUAGGAUCACAAGGUCAAAGGAUGUUAAGAAAAAUUUACAGGAACAAAUAGAACUGAAUAAGACUUUAACCAGCGAACAGCAAACGCUUCGAGAAAAAUACGAUGAGUGUAUUGCCAUUCGCGCCGAACACGUUGCUAAGAAAAAUGAUCUAACAGAGAAAAUUGAAAAAUUGCAUUCGGCCAUAUCAGCUCUGUGUCCGAAUAAAACAUUAACAUCGAUAGAUAAUAUAGUGGCACAACACGUUGAAGCGGCAACAAAUCCGACGCCAUUGCCUGUAUCCAGGCCAAUGUCAGUACCAACUGCUGCCGCACUUAAGAUGGGCGUCGGUUUUCCUUUAACCAUCGGAACAAAUGACGAUACCACACGAAUUCUAAGUACACAAUGUCAAAAUAAACCAGAACCAGUUUACGAAUGUGGCAUAUGUAAACGAGUUAAUGAUCAACAUUUGCUCGCAAAAUGUGAUACAUGCCAUUUACACUAUCAUUUGGGUUGUUUGAAUCCACCAUUGACGAGACAUCCGAAAAAAUCAAAAAUAUACGGAUGGCAAUGUUCAGAGUGCGAUGAAGAUAAUCCAGAGGGUGUUGUUCAACUAACAUCAGGUCCUAGAAAAUCACGAACUAAAUAUAGCAAAGAUGGUACAAUAGUGCCCGUUGAUUCAUCGCGUGAUGUCAGCAUGGACGAAAGUGGUGCUGACGAUGAGAAAAUAAAUGUGCAAUCCAUAAAAAAUUCUAUUCAAACAACAAAAUCACCGACACCGUCACCAAUAAAAAAGCUUAGCAAACAGGAUAACAUCGAAAAAUCGCCAACCAAGAAAAAGAAAUCGGCGACAUUGGAAGACGGUGACAUUUCUACAGCUGAAUCUACCAAGUCGGAGUCUACAAACAGUCCAAUAAAAUGCAAAAAGUCACUGAGCGAAUUGUCAACGAAUCUCGAUAAAGUCAUUGAAGCUGUUUCAAAGGGCAUUUUAGACGAUAGCUAUAAAUCGAAUAAUGAAUUAAAUCAUUAUCAUAUUGAAAGUGGGCCAAUGAAAGUCAAUGGCGUUCAAACCAAAUUGAACGAUACAAAAUCACCGGCUAAAUCGUCAGAAACAAAAAUUAAGGCAAUUAAAAAGUCGAAAAAAGAGAAAGAGAGAGAUAAAGACAAGUGUAAAGAUAAGGAUAAAGAAAAAGAUAAAGAUAAAGAGAAGGAUAGAGAAAAGGACAAAGAAAAGGGCAAGGUCAAGGAGAAAACAAAACGAAAAGAAAGUUCAAAAUCAAUAACAUCACCAUCGAAAAAACACGAUAUUAAAGAAGAAUUAUUGAGUAAUGAUGAAAGUAAAAAAAUUAAAGAAUACAGGGCUGGUAAUACAACUGAUACAACUGAUGUAUGUCCCAUUGGUGAUGAUAAAAUGAACAUUUCAAUUGAUUCAACUGUAUCCACGGGAGAAACACAUAUACAAGCAGUGGAUAAACCGGUCAAUGGAGACAUUCCCAUUGUCUCAAAUACUAUUAUGAAUGGUAACAUUGAAGAUACAACGACAACAAAAAUGUCGGACACCGAAGCCGAGCGGAAACAAAGUAGAAAACGACGAAAAGAAAAACAUCGCAAUAAACAUGGACUUGAUUCGGAUCGAUCAUCAUCAAAAGAACACAAAAAGAAGAGAAAACGAAAGAGUCGCGACCGUGAAAAUCCAGAUUCGUUUCCGCUCGCUGAUGGAGUACCUAAAAUCAAAAUAAAGUUCAAAGCGUUACCAUUGCCCGGAGAAACUGCAGCUGAAUCACAUUUCUUUUAUGUUCCCGCCAAUAUGGUAAGACCAAGAUUCGGCCAGCUUCGUAAGACACGGCCAGCUUCGGUAAAUUCGAUAGACGAUGUUACCUCAACACCAUUCACAUCGAAAUCACCACCACCAUCAACUGUAUCAUCACCUGUUGGCACACCACAAAAAGACGCAAACAAAACAAAAUCCACAAUGUCUCCAGGUCGUACACGACGUUCAUCUGUCCUGCUUAGUCCACCAAAAGCAAAUUCACGACGUACAUCGACUCCCAUUGUCGGCAGUUCAAAUUCAAAUGACACCAAUGACAUUCAAGUGUGCUUCGUAUGCCAAGCUAAUGGAACUUCGCAGGAACUAGUCAAGUGUGACGAAUGUAAAAAGAGCUACCAUUUUCAAUGUUUGGACCCUCCGUUGAAAAAGACACCAAAAAGACGAGGCUACUCUUGGAUUUGUGCCGAUUGUGACCCAACUGAUAAAGAGGACAACUAGCGUUUAAAGAAGCGGCCAAAGUGCAGAAAACCAUAAACAAAAUAUAUGUAAAUCUCAGUUUUACAAGAAAUUUAUUUGAAAAUAAGACUUGCCACUUGAAUUUUCUGGACGAAAAUUCUCGAUCUAAAUACCGUCAAGUAUUUCAUUUUAACAGAAAUUUUAUUCGAAUUUCCUACAAAUUUUCAAUACGUUCAAGUAUUAUUAUUACAAAUGACUUUGCUUAAAAUUCGAUACAUGACAGCUAAUAAAUAAAUCGAAUGUC
This is a messenger RNA of Contarinia nasturtii (swede midge), 3658 nucleotides long. RefSeq lists its product as uncharacterized. The record is from RefSeq and is a predicted model, not a curated record. The coding region runs from base 148 to 3396 and encodes 1082 amino acids. The transcript is spliced from 10 exons. NCBI's taxonomy places the organism in Eukaryota, Metazoa, Arthropoda, Insecta, Diptera, Cecidomyiidae. Gene Ontology annotation, biological process: regulation of transcription by RNA polymerase II.